AUGGGAAAUGGUAAAAAAAAUUUUAACUGUAUCCAAAAUUUAGAUUUUAUAAUACAAAGGGAAUGCUAUUAUUCAAUCGUUUAUGGUGUUGUAAUUAAAUGGUAAGCAAUAGAUGAUGAAAGAAUUUAAGUUAUAAAUGAGUUUAACAUGAUUUCAUUCGAAAAUAAAACAUAUUCUCACAUUAACCCUAAUGUAGAAGAAGCUUUCAUCUCUUUGAUUAAUUUUUCCUACAAAUGUUCUAUUUACUUCGAUAUUUUGGUAUUUAUUUAGAGAUAUUAAUUUAGAUUUCUGAAUUAACAAAAUCAAAUGUAUCUGUUGUAAUAACUAAUCAAAACAAUAAAUUAUAAAAUCUUUGA
Messenger RNA from Paramecium primaurelia, 356 nucleotides. The record is from the annotation of a GenBank genome assembly. Lineage: Eukaryota; Ciliophora; Oligohymenophorea; Peniculida; Parameciidae.